Molecule: messenger RNA, 1128 nt
Organism: Drosophila takahashii
Lineage: Eukaryota; Metazoa; Arthropoda; Insecta; Diptera; Drosophilidae
Product: glutamic acid-rich protein
Source: RefSeq, a predicted model, not a curated record
AUUACAAACUGGUUAGCAGCCACUGCCGACCAACUGGAGAAGCCUCCGAUCCGUUGGGCUCAUAAAAUGGGUUGGCUCGAUGCUCAGAGCAGCAGUUUGGGUCCCAUUUCCAAGCGGUCAACAUGAAGUCGGUUAUUGUUUUCUUAGCCUUGGUGGCUCUUUGCCGGGCAGCACCUUUGGAUGUCAAGGAGUCCUCGUCCGAGGCGCUCUCCAGACCCAGUCCCAUCAGUCCCGAUGUGAUUGUGGAUCCCAAGCCCACCGAAAAGGUAGUCCUGCUGAAGGAUGCCACCGCUGUGAAUCGCCAGAAGCGCAAUGAGCCCAAGAAGCCCGACAGCGUGAAGGCCCAUGAGCAGCUGCAGCAUAAUCCCCAUAACCAAAAGCCCACCCCAGCUGCUCCCCAUGAUGAUGCCAAGCCCCAUGACCACAAGCACAAGAGGGAAGCUCACCACGAGGAGGGACACAAGGAGGAGGAGGUCAAGCCCCAGAGCGAAGAGGAGAAGGAUGCUCCCGUGGUUCCCGUAGCUCUGAUCGGUGUUGCUGAGAAGAAGAAGGAAAAGCGGGAGGCCCAUCAUGAGGAGGGUCACAAAGAGGAGGAGAAGCCCCAGGUGGAGGAUCUUUCACUGCCCCAUGCUCUUCCCACGCAGGCUCACACCGCGGAGUUGCCCAAAAAGCAGGAGAAGCGCGAGACUGUGGAGAAACCCGACAGCGUCAAGGCCCGUGAGUCCAUCCAGCAUAGUCCCCAGCAUUCCGAGGGGCUCCAAAAGGCUCUAGAAUCCCUGACCGGUGGAAAGGCCCCGGAGCAGCGUCAUCAGCGCGAUAUUCCCGUGCCCACUCAGACCAAGGCCACCGCCGCACCUGCAGCCACCACAAAGUCGGAUCUCGGAAGCACCACCCCAUCCGCCGCCCACCAUCCGAGUAUUCCCCAUCCCAUCCCCGUGGCCGAGCUCUUCGAGAAGAACAAGCAUGCCGACAAGUCCUCUUCCAGUUCCGAAGAAAGCAAGGAGAGCAAGGAGAAAGCCAAGGCCUAAGCUUCAAAGCCCAAAAGUCGCUAAUUGGACCGUCACGAGAUUUGUAGUCAAAGAAAACGAACUAAAAUAAACAAAAAUAUUUACAUGCUUAUAUAAAAAA